Messenger RNA from Pseudophryne corroboree (corroboree frog), 7793 nucleotides. Its product is annotated as complement receptor type 1-like. Gene Ontology annotation, cellular component: plasma membrane. Bases 237 to 1745 code for a protein of 502 amino acids. The record is from RefSeq and is a predicted model, not a curated record. The transcript is spliced from 14 exons. Gene Ontology annotation, biological process: T cell mediated immunity; negative regulation of complement activation, classical pathway. Lineage: Eukaryota; Metazoa; Chordata; Amphibia; Anura; Myobatrachidae.
CGGCAACAGCAGCCGGUCCUCCCUCCAGGUGCACGUGUGUGUGUGACAGCCGGAACUGGAGGAGGCGGCGGCGGCGCCCAGCAGCAGCGGCGCAGGCUGGGUGACGCUGGUAGAGGGUAUAGCUUAAUCACCGCAGUUCCUGCCCUGGCUGCUUGUAGCUGCAGACGCCGCAGCAGUGCAAAGAGACGCCGCCGGUGGGAGUGAAGCUGACUGCGGCUGACUGUAGGCUUUUUACCAUGAUGUCCCCAGGAUCAUCCAACAUAAAAAUAACCUGUGAACUUUUUGUAUACCUUUUAGUAUUCAUCACUGGAGCUUGGGGAGAUUGCAAUGCUCCUGAAAAAGUCGAAUUUGCAGAGCAAGCGACGGAUACUCUUGAUAAGGCCAGCUUUCCUACUGGUUCAGUAGUGACAUAUAGUUGUCAACCUGGCUAUAAACGUAUAACUGGCACAACUGUAACUUCAAAAAAAUGUUUACCUGACAAUACAUGGUCACAACUUGAUGUAUUCUGCGAGCGUAAAUCAUGUAGGAAUCCUGGUGAUAUAUUAAAUGGAGAUAUAGAAGCUACUGACUUUUUAUUUGGCUCUAGAGUCAUCUUUAAAUGUAAUGAUGGUUUCCGCUUAACAACCAAACGAAAUUAUAGCGAUUGCCUAGCAGAUGGCACAUGGAGCAAUCCUCUCCCUGAAUGUGAAGUUGUUAUCUGUCCUGCACCAAAUUCGCCUCCAGAUGGAUCAUUUGACCCUUACAAGGAUGAGUACACUUACUUAGAUGCUGUUACCUUUUCAUGUAAUAAGGGUUUAGUACUUGCCGGUGAACCUUCAGCAUCCUGCACAGCUAACGGAUCAUGGAGUUCUAGUUCUCCUACAUGCGUAGUGGUCCAGUGCUCUGAUCCAUAUGUUCCACAUUCAAAGAGGUUGUCAGGAUUUAUGGGCCCAUAUUCUCUAUAUUCUGCUGUGGUAUUUGAGUGUGAUAAUGGUUACGUUAUGAAUGGAUCCAGUUCCAUCACUUGCAAGAUUAACAGUCAGUGGGAGCCUAAAGUCCCAGAGUGUCUGAGUGUGUGUGCUCCUCCACCCAUACUUCUUUAUGCGGAGCUUGAUGAAGGCUUUUCCCACCUCCUCAACUACUUUUCUGGCAUGACUGUGCUGUACAAUUGCAAAGAAGGUUUUGAACAUGAUCGUAAUAAAAAGAAUACCGUAACAUGCGACAAUAAGCUCUGGGAUGUGUCUGAGAAUUUCUGUAUACGGAAAUCAUGUGGUGAUCCAGGACACGUAAAGGAUGCUACAAUGUCUGCUAAAGAUUUCCUGUUUGGUUCCAGAGCAAAUUAUUUAUGUACAGAAGGGUAUGCAAUGCUUUCAGAUACAUACAGAGAAUGUCAGGCUGACGGGACUUGGAGCAGAGCAGAUAUUGUUUGUACAGCGGUGUGUAAUCCUCCUCCUACACUCAGUAAUGCAGAACUUGUUGAAAGAUUUGCCGACCUACCCAACUACUUUAACGCUAUGACGGCGGAGUACAAUUGCAAACAUGAUCCCAACCAAAAAAUUGCAAUAACUUGCUUAGGCAAAAUCUGGUCCAAUCCUAAAGAGGUCUGCCCACAAAGAAACUCCAUACCUAUCAUUGUAGGAAUAAUCAUUGCAGUUGCUGUUGUAUGCUGUGGUGGAGUACUGAUUUGGUAUUUUAAAAAAUAUAAAAAAAGCCGGAAACCCAAGACAGAUACUCUUAAUGUGGAGUACACUCAUUGUGAUGCAUAAAUAUAUAUGAAGAAAUGAAGAUCUGGCUUACUUAUUCCUUUCAUUUGAAACACACUGAAAAAAGGUGUCUGAGCGCUGAGUAGGCUCUUCCUCCAUAAACCUGGUUGUCACUCCUCUCUUUUGAAACUUGGGUAGAAAUAGAAUUCAUAUAAUAUGUUAAAUUAAUAUUGGAUUCAGCUCUCAAAGCUGACUGGAUGGUAAUUCACAGGCACCGCUUCUUGCUGGACACUUCCCUCCAGUUAGUCCCUGGCAGUGCUGCAUCUUCAUGUUUUCCUUCCGUCAUGCCGAACAUGACAAUAAUAACAGUUAAGCGCUUGAAUCUGGGCUGCAUAGCACGCAGAAGGCAUGAAGAACCCUUCUAGCAAGUAUAACCGCAAGAAGAACACAGCCUGUUCUUGGGGGAAUCAGAACAGGACAAUUACUGGCUAUUAAUGCUUUUGCUGGGUUAUUAUGCUGCUUACUGAUUUAGCAGAUAUUGCUGUCUAUCACAUUUGUGCCUAUCUUUCAUAUAUGAUAACAACAAAAUUGGUCUAUUUUAAAGUGACCAGUGAAUGUCACUGUUCCUUUCCCCAAAAAAUCUUUUUUUUAAUGAAUAUGUUCUGAUUUUUUUUCUAUAUCUUAAGUGUCAAAUAACUAGCGUGAUGCAGGAAGUUUGACGCCUGUCUCUUUUUGCCCACAUGUGGCAGAGAAAUGAUUUGUCUGUGUUCUAGUUGUAUUCAUGGCUCUGUGGAAGUGGCUGUAAUAUCCUAGCUAUCUGGGAUAACAUUUUCUGCAUUAUUAAAUGUAGGUGGAUGAGCUCUAUGUACCCACUAGCUUGGAAUAUUGAUUCAUCAUAAUCUACAAUAGUAUGUUCAGUACAGUUAGACAAAUGAUGAUAAGUUGGGGUGGCACUGUUUAAGCCAAAGUCCUUUGCCAAAGCUACGUGAUGUUGGAGAAUUGAUUUAUAUCCGUUACAGUACUUGAGCCCCAGUUAAUACUUUCAGAGAGUUGUGAAGGGUGAGGUGGUAUGGUUGACACCUGGAUCAUGUGUGAUUGUAAUGUAGUUGUAGCACAUGAUCAGACAGUCUGGCAAGGUGGUUGGAUCAGGGGUCAUAGUACAUGUGGUUUUAGUAGAAUUAGUAUUGUCUGAUUUCCCCCUGCCAUCCACCAUAUUUUCUAGCUCUGGAAUUUCUGCAGAGCUCUUGUAAGAACACCAUGGACUCCAGCCUAUAGUAAGGUGCCUGGUGGGAAACUUUACACAGUAUUUAGUAUUAGAUCUGUCAGUGAAGGGAGUGUGCUAAUGUUAUUUAAUGGACACAAGGUUCAAAUAGGUUAAUAGUUUAUUUAAUGAUCUACUGAAAUAACAUAAUGAGUAAGCAUAAUCGUACCAAAUUGAUAUUGGGGCUUUUACACUCAUUUUACCACUUGAGGUUUUACAACUAAUAGUUGGUAAUGCUGCAUUUUGGUACAUUUGUAAUAUGUGAGUAAAUGAAAGAAUAACUAAUUUUAUUUUGUUAUAUUGUAUAAAACUGUUGUCAGUCCUCCAGAAAACAAUAAUUGCAUUUCUGACCAAUAGUUUAGUAUUCUAAUGUGAUGCAAGUUGUAGGUAAAGUAAAAUAAAUCCCUGUUGGGAAGUGUAACAGUUCAUCUAGUUACUACUGGUGUUGCAUAAUCAGUGAGUAGUUUUAAUAUAAUUAUCAUGUUUCUGUUAAAUGCCUAAUUGUUUGACAAGUCCACUCUUUAGUUGCGUUCUUCUCUAACAGGCAUAUACAGUACAUGUUUUGGGUUGGCUACAAAGUCCCAGUAGAUCCCGACAGAUCCUGGUACCUAUUUUCACCCUAACCCCUCCUCCCACAGCCUAACCCUAUUCAUUUCCCUAGUGCCUAACCUCAAGCCCAGUUAACUAUUCAUUAAUUAUAUUAUAAUAUAUAUAUAUGCAUACAAUGAAUAGUUAAGUGGUCAGUAAUACAUUGAGAGUCGCCUCUCAAAUCAUGUAUGUCCCAUAUUCAUCAAAUUUAGACUGCCUUGAAAUGACUCCAGCACAUUGUCUCAAUGAUGGGGAGCUCGCUAGGAGAAUGGAGAGCAGACAGAUAUCUUAUUGAACUGAAGACAAUUGCUUAAGCGCUGGAAAAGAAAAUUGAGGAAACGGCAGCACUUAUGAAUUUAAGUUUUUUUUAUUAAACAAAUUGCUAUUUACACAAUGGUAUCAAACUCUCGGGAGUUUAUGAUGAUAAUAAUUGCAUUUGUCAGAGCAAUAAGAUAUAUAAUGGAUACAGAUUAACAACACAAUAAAGAUCACUAAGGGGUGUAUUCAAUAAUUGUCGGAAGCUGCUGUCUUGUCUGAAAGACGUCAGUUUCCGACAGGUUUAGGUUGGAAGAGGUUCUGACCUAUUCAGUAGGGGGCCAUUUUUUCCGACAAGUUUAGCCCCGUUUCCGACAAUGUCAAUCCGACUUUAAAAAUGUCAGAUUGCCAUUGUCGGGACCGGGCCAGAUCUGUCUGGUUUGGCCAGCCAUUGAAUGUUGACCGGUCAGAGCCUUUCCAUUGGAAAGGAUCCGACAGGUGUUGAAUACUCCCCUAAACUGCAUAAUGUAUCCACUUUGUACUAAAUCAAAUGUCCCAGAUUAAUGGAGUAUAGACCUAAUAAAAAUAAAUACUCAAUAAAUGAGAGUUCAGCAGCAAUGGUUAAUAAAGGUGCUCCUAGAGUCUAGUGAAACAUCUCGCCAUGUAAUGUGUCCAAAUCUGACGAGUGUCUCAGGUGUUUGGUUCAAAGUACAGAGCCGUCUCUUUAGCCAAUAUAUGACCUCACUGAAAUAGUGCACUGAACAGGGGAGAAUAAGUAGUUUAGCCUUUGUUUGGGGCUUCAGUGACUCUCACUGUAAUAUCUGGGUGGCCGCUAUUGGGUGCAGCUAUUGGGUUUUGAACACUUUUAGCACCCAUAUCCUCAACACGUUUCAAAACCAUACUGAAAAAGCUGUGACUGGGAAUCGUGCUGAACUGUCUGGGCCACUGUCAGUGAGGAGCCUUCCUGCAUUUCUGACUGUCAUAUAUGUUUCCAACUACAGUAUAGCUAAGCAUUGCAAGUUGACAUCUGUAUACUCCCUAGCGUGGCAAACCCCGAAAGCUGCAUGAGUUAGCUGCAGUGCAGGUUCCCAGAAAGUACAGUGAGUCACUGAAGCCCCAAACAGCAGCUAAAUGUAUUGCUCCAGUAGGAGUAGUUUGGUUUUUCCUUGAAAAUGAUUGGUGCUUUAAAAAUACGGCCAAUCUCGCACAAAUUGCUGCACUUCUGGCUUCUCAGUUUAUUAGCCCAGUGUGUCAGACACAUUACAUGGUGAGCUGCUUUGCUAGCUCUAGGAGCACCUUUAUUUGCUAUUGCUGCUGAACGCUCAUUGACCCCUCUUUCACACAGACAAGCAAAUUACCGGAUCAAGAAUGUCUACUCAGUAAUUUGUGGAUCAACACGGGUAUUUUGUCUGUAUGAAAGGGUCAACCCAGGUUGAAGUUCCCGGGUCUCCGACCCUUUCACACAGACUGAGAAUAGUAACCUGCAGUGAGGAUGGCUAGCAUGGUGGUGCACAUGCUCAGACGGUGAAAACGACACAGAAAAAGGUACACACUUUUUUUUUUUUUUUUUUUGGUCGACCAUUUUCCAUGUCAACCUUUAGCUGUGUAAACCUUUCAUAGUUCGACCUAAUGACCAAGUCGACCUUUAGUCCAUGUCAACCAUUUCACUGUCAAUCAUAUGGUGUCAACCUAAUGAUUGUAGACCUUCUUACUGUAGAUCUAUUGAUCUGUAACCUGUUCAAGUAUUUGGAUUAUUUAUCUAGAAAUCUUUUGAAGAUAAAGUGCACUUCAUAUGUGGAUUUUUUUCCCUGGUAUUCCUGAUUUUUAUACCUUUGUCCCUUGGCCCUAGUCACCACCCUUGUUUCCAUUUUACAAUGUAUAUACUUUGUGCAUAUUAUCAGCAUAUAUGAGAGCUCCCCAGUUAAAGAAUGACAAAUACAAUUUUGUUGCUAUACUGUUGAGAGGAAUCUGGUGAGAGAGCACGGACUGCAUACAGUGUGGCUGCUCACUUAUUGCGUGAUUAUUAUGGGAGUAUUCCCAUGUAGUAAUCAUUUGAAAGACUUGUCAUGGGGUAAAUUACUUGGGGCCAAUUCAGAGUUACACCCAAGCAGGCCACAGUUGAACUUGUACUGCACGCAGUACAAUCAACUGAAUUUGCUGCGCUAUAUAAGAAACUGUUAAAUAAAAAAAUUAAACUCAAUACUUAUAUUUGUUCAUGUCAAAUUGGGUGCAUCUGUGUAACUGCACUGUCCCUAUCCAUCCAUGGUCAAGUAGCCUCCAUCACUAUCUGUGCAGCGCCAACCCUUAACCUGGUUCAGAAGAUCGUCUAUGAUCAAAUGGAUUUCUACAAACACCCAAUUCCAUCUGCAUGCACUCACUAAAAUUAGCCUACAUGUGCCCUGUUACACCCAUUCAUCCGCACAGUGAGAUGUGACUGAUGUGCAUGCAUUCCGCUUCGUAGCCUGCGCAUUGCGAAAAAUAAAUAGAUCCGUCCUGUAAAACUAACGUGCAUACAGCUUUGAAUUGGUAACUUUGCAUAGUCACAGUAGCACACUUACUGUUCACACGCUGCAUGCCGUGCUUCAGCUCCAUCUUCAGAGUCGUAUAUGGCAUUUUUAUUAGUUUUUUUUAUACUGCUUCAUUUCUAAAUAUGACACUGUGUCCUGUAAGAAAGGCCGCAAGCUCUCCUUAUGUAGGGAAUACUCUUAAUCUACUGCUCAUUCUGAUACUGUGUGACUGAAAGUACAUGAUCUCUGAGAUAAGCAGUUUAUUACUGAAGAUGUAAACUGCAUUGUAACAUGUCUUGUGUGUAAAAUGGCUUUGUGCAUGCCUUCUCUUAGAUUGCGUUAGCUCAUAGUUAGCGGCCUUCUAGCUACAGUUUUCAUUGCAGGACACCUGGCCAAUAUGUAUGGAAAGCACCAAUGUGUAUGUGCUUUUAACAGAAAAAAAAAAACUUAUGCCAGAUCCUAUGGGCGGUAUCCUAAUACCCAUGGUAAAACAUUGGCACAAAAAUCUUACCUUUUUUUGCGAAUUUUCCAGAUGUUUCACAGAUUUUUUAUUUUUUUACAAACUAUCCUAUUAGACCGCCCGUAAAAACAACACAAAACAACCAGCUGGGUCUACAGGGAGGGCACCGCGGCCCGAGAGCCAGCAAUCGCCACUGUGACUCCUGGCGGGGAAGCCGGGGCAGUGGGGUGACUUGCAUCACCCCCCCCCAAAGCCCACACGCGCACACACACACACACUUGCCCCACCCCCAUCAGGGAUGGGGUGGGUGGUGGUGUAGCGCUGCACCGGGAGCUGUCAGGAGCCGACUCCCAGUGCAGUACACAAUAGCCCCAAUAGAAUACCCUGGGUGAUAGCAUUACUGCGGGUAAUAGGAUACCACCCAAUGUGUUUUAACACGAAAAUGAGGUAUAAUUGGAUAGCACGUAGCGAAUCAUGGAGCAAAAAUCGCUAUAAUGGGCUGUUUUUUUCUAUGUGAAAAAUUAUUGGGAACAAUGAAAUACUCCCCUAAAUAGUAAAAAAAUAAACCUACAGAUUUGAUUUAAUCGGCUGUCUUGCACAUCAAAAACAGAAACAUUCCUCAUUUACUCCUACUCCGUUUUAUUAAAAAAGAGAAUAAGUUGAAUUCAAAAGAACCCAUCUAGUAAAUAGUCUUUCUUUGCAUUGCUUGGUUAAUCACAGGGCACCCAUCUGUGACUGGCGUUAGGUAUUUUCAGGCCGCUGUAAGUGCUCCUUUGCUAACAUUGCUUAUAGGUGCAACAUUUUCUAGUUAUGAGAACUAUUGUGCAUCCUGAGGACGUACUUGGACAAUAGUUCUCAUAACUGGACAAUUAUUUUUGGGAAUUGAACCUUUUUGAGUUUUUAAGUUAAUAAGUAUAUCAGUUAUAUGAUGGCUUGGAGAUUUGGAAAAUUGUGGAAAACUGGAUUGUAAAAUGUGUAUAAUUGUUAACCAGUUGUCUUUAAAAUGUUGUGUUUUGUACAUUAAAGUAUAAGAAAAUUCA